Messenger RNA from Penicillium samsonianum, 1524 nucleotides. RefSeq names its product cytochrome P450. Gene Ontology annotation, molecular function: iron ion binding; heme binding; oxidoreductase activity, acting on paired donors, with incorporation or reduction of molecular oxygen, reduced flavin or flavoprotein as one donor, and incorporation of one atom of oxygen. The coding region runs from base 1 to 1524 and encodes 507 amino acids. The record is from RefSeq and is a predicted model, not a curated record. The transcript is spliced from 2 exons. Lineage: Eukaryota; Fungi; Ascomycota; Eurotiomycetes; Eurotiales; Aspergillaceae.
AUGCAAUACCCCAAUUAUCUCGUCUUCCUUGUUGGGGUUGCGAUAUCACUAGUUAUUCAUAGUGCAUAUAGACUCAUCCAACGCAAUCUCACUCAACGCCGUUUUAUAAGUCUUCAUGGCUGUCAACCAGCAGCUAAGGUUCCCUCAAAGGGCAGAUUCAGCAACCUUAGGCGAAUUCUCUCCAACGUUCGAACGGCCAAGCAACACCGAAUCCUUGAAACAAACCAAAGCACCUUCCAACGUUUCGGCAACACCGUAGCUGACAAACGACUUGGACGCCCGGCCAUCAUCACCUGCGAGCCUGAGAAUGUGAAGACCAUCGUUUCGCAACAGUUUCAGGACUUCACAGUUGGACAUCGUAUUCACGCACAAGGGCCACUCCUCGGGAAUGGCAUUUUCACAUCGGAUGGCGACCGGUGGGCUCGUUCUCGUGCUCUACUCCGACCUAAUUUCACGCGCGCCCAGGUAUCGGACCUUACCCUAUUCGAGGAGAAGAUACAAGACCUUUUCGCCCUCAUCCCCCCAAAUGGUGCCACGGUUGACCUACAAGAGCUUUUUUUCUCGUAUACCUUGGACUCUGCGACGGAGUUCUUGUUCGGACAUUCCCUUCAUACACUAAGAAGAUCACACCCUGAUAGCGAGUCGGGGUUUGAGGUUGGGAAGGCGUUCAACUAUGCCAUGGAGGCAAUUACCAUGCGGUCCCGGUUGGGUUCCCUGCGUGUCCUCCAUUUUGAUCGUAAAGCAACGCGAAGCUUUAAGAUCUGUCAUCAGUUUGCCGAGAGGAUCAUUGAUUCUGCAGUGCAACGGAGAGACGCAAUUCCCAUUGCUACCGGUGACUCUGGACAGAAACAAAAGUAUCGGGUCGUCGACGAGCUGGUGCGCCAGACCAACAACAGGCGUCAAAUCCGGGAUGAGCUAAUCAAUGGCCUAAUUGCCGGUAGAGACACCACCGCCGGUCUCCUGAGCAAUCUAUUUUUUUUGCUAGCCAAACACCAAGAGGCAUGGACUAAACUGCAGGAUGAGGUCAACAGGACACUCAAUGGCCGUCUUCCGAGCUAUGAAGAUCUGCGCCAGAUGAAAUUUCUCCGAUAUUGCUUGAAUGAGGCUCUCCGACUAUAUCCCGUGGUGCCAAUUAACGGCAGGCUCGCAAAAAUCGAUACAUGUCUCCCAGUCGGCGGUGGCCCCGAUGCAAAAUCACCGGUAUUUGUUCCCAAAGACACCAUGGUCAUAUACAGCGUGUAUUCAAUGCAUCGACGAGAUGAUCUAUACGGGCCCAAUUCCAAUGAAUUCUGGCCUGAGCGGUGGGACUCCAUUCAGCCGGGAUGGGGCUAUCUUCCUUUCAAUGGUGGUCCGCGAAUCUGCCUGGGCCAGCAGUAUGCUUUGGCAGAGGCUGGAUACGUGACCGUCCGGCUGGCGCAGCGAUUCCGUAAGCUCGAGAGUCGUGAUCCGGGGGAGUGGGAGGAGAGCCUUUCAAUGACGUUAAGAUCUCGAAAUGGGACUAAGGUGGGUCUAGCGUCGACUUAA